Molecule: messenger RNA, 1268 nt
Organism: Xiphophorus couchianus (Monterrey platyfish)
Lineage: Eukaryota; Metazoa; Chordata; Actinopteri; Cyprinodontiformes; Poeciliidae
Gene: srsf3b
Product: serine and arginine rich splicing factor 3b
Exons: 6
Coding region: 166-663 (165 amino acids)
Molecular function (GO): RNA binding
Source: RefSeq, a predicted model, not a curated record
CGGUCAUGGCUGAAUAUUUUUCCGCGACAUUUUCGCUCUCCUUCACUUCUUUGCUCGCCUGCUUCACCUCAGGUUUCGCAUCCCCGGCUGUCUCGGACAUGUUGGCAGCAGUGAAACCUUACCUGGACAGAAAUACAACGACCGCUGAAGUAACGAGAUCCAGCCAUGCAUCGGGACUGUCCCCUCGACUGUAAGGUUUAUGUCGGAAAUCUGGGAAACAAUGGAAACAAGACUGAGCUAGAGAGGGCCUUUGGCUACUACGGCCCCCUGCGUAGUGUCUGGGUGGCCAGGAAUCCCCCGGGUUUUGCCUUUGUUGAGUUUGAAGAUCCCAGAGAUGCGACUGAUGCCGUGCGCGAGUUAGAUGGAAGGACACUUUGUGGUUGCCGGGUGCGAGUGGAACUGUCCAACGGUGAGAAGCGCAGUCGCACCCGCGGUGCACCUCCCUCGUGGGGCAGGCGCAUUCGAGAUCGAGACGAUUACCGGCGGCGCAGCCCACCGGCUAGGCGAAGAUCCCCUCGCAGGCGAAGCUUCAGCCGCAGCCGAAGCAGGUCUUUGUCAAGAGACAGGAGGAGAGAGAGGUCCCUCUCCCGGGACAGGAACCAUAAGCCUUCCAGGUCCUUCUCUCGUUCUAGAAGCCGCUCCAGGUCUACUGAAAGAAGAUAGAGGAGAGUCGUGACAGGUUUAAAGGGAGCUGCAGAUGAACGUUUUUACAGGCUCUGCCAUUUCAUAUGAUGGACUCCAGCAUCGACGUGCGAUACGUUUUUUUGUUUUGUCGGUUUUUUUUUAUUAUUUUAACACGCCUUUUAGUGUCCCUCCUUUUCUUUUGUUUUGACUUGUCUUCAAACACACGGAGUGGGUGCGUACAGGUGUAACGCCUCAUCGCUGUCACCAACGCGCCACGUUUUGAUGAAUUUGACACAGUUGUCGACCCUACCUGCAUUCCAGAUUUAAUCUAAGCAUUUGGUUCAUGUCCAAGAAUGUACUGUGUAGUUUGAUGUUGUGUCAGUAGUUUGUCAUUUUCACUGUGCAAAAGCAAGAAAAGAUUUGGGGGGGAAAAGUGAAUAAUUUCCCCCUUUUGAUUGUGUUUUUGAUUUGCUACUUCCCUGCAUCUGUUAAUGGUUGGUUAUCCUUGUUGAAGAAGCAGAAUUAUUGCAUUUAUUUGAAACUGUAGUGAACUCAAGUCAAGGUUUGCAUAUUAGGUUUUACAUAGUUGAUCUUUUGUUAUGUGUACUGGUCCUUCAAUUAAAAUACCUGUUGGUUAAAAAUGA